AUGAAAAAAAAGAAAAGAAAAAUUGAGAUUAUUUUUGAUGUUCAAGCUAGAUGGGAAUAUCUAACUGGAUUUCAUAAAAGAAAGCUUGAGCGGAAAAAAAAAGUGGAAGAAUUCAUGAAAAAGCAAGAAAAAAAUAAAAGAUUAAGAAUUAACAAAAAUGUUAAGGAAAAAAAGAAUAUUGGAAUUCAGAAAUAUAUUAAAUCUGCUUCUUUGAUAACACAAGAGAAUGCUAUCCAGAAUCUUCAAGAUUUUAAUGUUCGGGAUGAGAAUAAGAAUAUUAAUAUUUGGCAAAAUAAAUAUGAUGAUCAAAAUUAUACAACUGUUACUAUUACUGAAGAUUUAAGUUAA
Molecule: messenger RNA, 348 nt
Organism: Pneumocystis murina B123
Lineage: Eukaryota; Fungi; Ascomycota; Pneumocystomycetes; Pneumocystales; Pneumocystaceae
Exons: 5
Coding region: 1-348 (115 amino acids)
Cellular component (GO): nucleolus
Molecular function (GO): RNA binding
Source: RefSeq, a predicted model, not a curated record